This is a messenger RNA of Chiloscyllium plagiosum (whitespotted bambooshark), 2257 nucleotides long. NCBI's taxonomy places the organism in Eukaryota, Metazoa, Chordata, Chondrichthyes, Orectolobiformes, Hemiscylliidae. The record is from RefSeq and is a predicted model, not a curated record.
GACUCCAGCUACGGGCCCGCCGAAGCGCUGGAGGAAUGGGCGGAGGGCGGCCAGGCCGGGAGCCCUUCUCCCACACCGCCUGCCCGGCGCCGCCGCCGCCGAGCGGCGCCCCCUGCUGGCGCCCGCAAGAGCUACAUCUGCAAUGAGUGCGGCCGGGCCUUCACCAAGUACUCCAACUACAAGCAGCACCUGCGGGUGCACUCGGGGGAGAAACCCUUCUCUUGCCGGGUCUGCGGCAAGGACUUCAACCUGCUGUCCAACCUGCGGCGGCACGAGCGCACGCACACCGGCGAGCGGCCCUUCUCCUGCCGGGUCUGCGGCAAGGGCUUCGGCGAGCUCUCCAGCCUGCGGCGGCACCAGCGCACCCACACCGGCGAGCGGCCCUUCCCCUGCCCCUUCUGCGGCAAGCGGUUCAGCCAGUCCUCCAUCCUGGUGAUCCACCAGCGCACCCACACCGGCGAGCGGCCCUUCCGGUGCCCGGACUGCGGCAAGGGCUUCAGCGAGCCCUCCAGCCUGCGCAGCCACCGCCGGGUGCACACCGGCGAGCGGCCCUUCCGCUGCCCGCGCUGCCCCAAGGCCUUCCGGCACUCCUCCAGCCUCCUGCAGCACCGGCGGGCCCACACCGGCGAGAAGCCCUUCCCCUGCCCGGUCUGCGGCAAGGCCUUCACCAAGUCCUCCACCCUGGCGCAGCACCGGGGCACCCACAGCCACGAGCGGCCCCACCCCUGCCCGGUCUGUCAGCGCGGCUUCUCCCGGGCCUCCGUCCUGGCGCGGCACCUGCGGGUCCACGCCUGGGAGGGCCCCAGGGUCUGCGCCGACUGCGGGGACAGUUUCGCCACCUCCGCGGGGCUCCACGGGCACCAGUGCCCCCCCGGGGGGGCCCAGGCGCCUGGAGAGAGCUGACUUCCCCCUCCCCACCACCUCCUCACCCGCGGGGAUCCCCUCCUCUUCCCCUGCACCGCCCGUUCCCCCCACAGAACUGACCUUCAUCUCUGCAGGCUAAGUUCGGUCGCGGUGUUUAUUGAGGGGGUAAGAUUACACCGGGAAGCCCUGGGGAGAGUUUACUCACUUACAAUCCCUCACUUCCUGCGCCCAUUCCCCAUGCGGACCUCCGCCUCUGCAGGUUAAGAGAGGUCGCAGUGUUUAUUGAGGGGGUAAGAUUAUACCGGGAAAGACUGGUCGCUUGGGGGAGAGCUGAUAUCUCUUCCAGUCCCCCUCUUCCUCCCCCGUUUCCCUGUGUCCGAUCAAUAAGAGCGGAAUUCCACCUGUACAGGCUAAGGGCGGGCGUGGUGUUUAUUGAGGGGGUAAGAUUACACCGGGAAGCCCUGGGGAGAGUUUACUCACUUACAAUCCCUCACUUCCUGCGCCCAUUCCCCAUGCGGACUUCCGCCUCUGCAGGUUAAGAGAGGUCGCAGUGUUUAUUGAGGGGGUAAGAUUAUACCGGGAAACACUGGUCGCUUGGGGGAGAGCUGAUAUCACUUCCAGUCCCCCUCUUCCUCCCCCGUUUCCCUGUGUCCGAUCAAUAAGAGCGGAAUUCCACUUCUACAGGCUAAGGGUGGGCGUGGUGUUUAUUGAGGGGGUAAGAUUACACCCAGGAACACUAGACGCUUGGGGAGAGUUGAUUCACUUAAAGUCCCCCUCUUCCUCCACCUCGCAUUCGAAAGGAGUGGACUGUCACCUCUACAGGCUAAGGGAGGGCGUGGUGUUUAUUGAGGGGGGGUAAGAUUACACCGGGAGACACUAGAAGCUUGGGGAGAGCUGUUUCACCCAUGAGUCCCUCUCUUCUCUCCUUCCCCAUACCCUCCCCCUCUUUUUUUUUACCCCGUGCUGAUCAAAAGGAACUGAGUUUCGCUUCUACAGGCUAAGGGUGGGCAUGGUGUUUAUUGAGGAGGGGUAAGAUUACACUGGGAGGCACUGGAUGCCAGGCAAGCGAGAAAGCUGACCCAUCUCUCCCCCCCCCGCCCCCCCUCCCGGUUUGUCUGAAAAAUCUGAGGAUGGGACGGGAAAUGGGAGCACUUUAGAGGGGUCUGGCGUUCAACGGGAACAAAGUUCGACGGAAAAGGGAGCUCUCUCUCGCUCUCCUUCCUCGAUUUCCCCCCUUGCCGCGGACUGGACUUGCAGAUGUCUGAGGCAGUUCGGCCCUCGCUCUCUGUGAGCGAGAUUGAUCCCAACCCCCGCCCCCCCCCACACACACACACACACACCCCGUGAUUCCUGGCUCUUUGUGUAUGGACAGUUUCUUCCCCACCUCCCCUCC